CUUUCUACUUUGAUUCAUCUUCUUCGACUAAAUCAUGAUAUCCAAACAAAAGAAACACCAUAUUCUUGUUGGAGAUUACUGUCCCGAGGGAGAAGAAAAUUAUCAGAGCCAGACAAUCGUUUACGCAUAAAACUAUGUCUUCUUAAAGACGCUUGUGAGAUAAGCCCAAUUAAGUCAAUUUUAGGGAUUUGGUAGCUAUUAGGAUUGUCUUCUUAGAGACGUGCUAGACAAUUGUCUCUACUGUUUUGGGUACCCUUAUCUCCGCCAUCUUGACCUUCUUCUUUGCCUUAGGAAUCCGCCGGAGAUGAGAAGCGGCGGCUUAGAAAUGAUGUCAUCUUCGUCGGGGAUUUUGUCGUCUUCUUCGGCGGCAGCAAUCGUAGCGCUUAAUCUCAAGGAGGCUACGAAUUGGUGGUCGGAUGUGAAUGAAUCUCCGGUGUGGCAAGAUCGUAUCUUUCAUAUCCUCGCUGUUCUUUAUGGGAUUGUUUCCGUCAUUGCUGUGGGAUUUCAUCAAGUCAUUCUUACAGGGUUUUCUCCCGGGUCUUGCUCUGAAGAUUUUCUUGUGGAUUCUCCCAACAGUUCUUGUGGAUUCUCCCGUAGACUUUAGUCUCCUUGAUUUUUUAUUUUUGUUUUGUUUUGCUUUUACUAUAGAAUUUUGGAUUUCCCGUAGUAGAUAGAUCCACUCUAUGAUCUACUAAGCUCAAAGUUAUGUUGUAAUUUUUAUUGUUCAAACGUUUCUUGUAGUUGCUACAAGUUCUUAGAAUCCAACAUUUUGAAAUUUGCUAGCUCUUUAGAAUAAAUGGCUCUGGCUUUUAUUACUACUGCCUUGGAGUUGUUUACAUCUUUAUGGUCACCUGUCUCACCAGAUGCUCAAGGGAAUGCGCUGUUUGCGUUGAGGAGCUCGUUACGUGCAUCCCCUGAACAGCUAAGUGAUUGGAACCAGAAUCAAGUUGAUCCUUGUACUUGGUCUCAAGUUAUUUGUGAGGACAAGAAACAUGUUUCUUCUGUUACACUGUCUUACAUGAACUUCUCGUCCGGAACCUUGUCUUCAGGGAUAGGAAUCUUGACAACCCUCAAGACUCUUACAUUAAAAGGAAAUAGAAUUAUGGGUGGAAUACCAGAAUCCAUUGGAAAUCUGUCUAGCUUGACCAGCUUGGAUUUGGAGGAUAAUCAGUUAACCGGUCACAUACCAUCCACUCUCGGUAAUCUCAAGAAUCUCCAGUUCUUGACCCUGAGUAGGAAUAACUUAAACGGGACUAUCCCAAAUUCACUUACGGGCCUAUCAAAACUGAUAAAUAUUCUGCUCGACUCAAAUAAUCUCACCGGUGAGAUUCCUCAGAGUUUAUUCAAAACU
Camelina sativa (false flax) is the source of this 1351-nucleotide messenger RNA. Its product is annotated as putative LRR receptor-like serine/threonine-protein kinase At5g65240. The record is from RefSeq and is a predicted model, not a curated record. Gene Ontology annotation, molecular function: protein binding. NCBI's taxonomy places the organism in Eukaryota, Viridiplantae, Streptophyta, Magnoliopsida, Brassicales, Brassicaceae.